Molecule: messenger RNA, 817 nt
Organism: Capsella rubella
Lineage: Eukaryota; Viridiplantae; Streptophyta; Magnoliopsida; Brassicales; Brassicaceae
Exons: 3
Coding region: 66-695 (209 amino acids)
Source: RefSeq, a predicted model, not a curated record
AUUACGCCCGGCAAAAAAGAUAAGAUUUUUACAGAUUCUGCCUCGAUCAAAGCCUCAAUUCAGCAAUGUGGAGCGUCACCGGAGCAUUGACUGUGGCGGUGCCGCCAACCGCCGCAGCCUGUCGUCCGAAACCCUUUCUCGUCUCCUCUUCCUUUCCCAAGCAGACGAAGAAACUCCAUCUCUCUCCGCCGCCUCUGCUUCUAACAUCGCAUUUCUCCUCCUCUUUCAAGAGCGCUGCUACUUCCGUUGAACAACAGUCUGAUAAAAAGGGAGAGAGCACCAAGUACCACUUUUUAGUUGCAAAUGCCAAAUUCAUGCUUGAUGAAGAGGAACACUUUCAGGAGCAAUUGUUCGAACGUCUCCGUUACUACGGUGAGCGUGAAAUAGAGCAAGACUUCUGGCUUGUGAUUGAGCCUAAAUUCCUUGACAAUUUCCCCAAAAUUACUCAAAGGCUCCGUCGUCCUGCAGUUGCUCUUGUUUCCACCAAUGGCCCCUGGAUCACGUUCAUGAAGUUAAGGUUGGACCGUGUUCUGUAUGAUUCCUUUGAAGCUACCUCUCUUGAUGAAGCUUUGGCCUCCAAUCCUACCACUCUUGAGUUCGAUAAGCCUAAAAAUUGGGUGGCGCCAUACCCCAAGUAUGAACCUGGAUGGUGGGAUACUUUCUUGCAUAAAGUUACCCAAGAAUCUGUAGUAUAGAACUUUGCCUUGUGUCUUGUUUUGCAUUCUCCAAUCCAGCUUUGUCUUAGUGCUUUAAAAUUUUGUACUACUGAGCUUAUUAUCCAAGUCUAUAUAUUUCGUAAUGUAGCUCUUACUUUAAA